AUGGAGAUAACCGAGAGAAAUUCAAUCGGUGGACCUUCAACGAAGUUGGGCUUCGAUAAGUCAAAGGCUAUUUAUCAUCGCAAUAGGGAAGAGCCACCGAGAAUGAAGCAAAUUGAAGAAACUCCUAAGGAAAAGUCAAGAGCCCUAGCAGUAAUUCAUGAUGACAAAGGCUUCGAUUGGAGUGAGUUUUUACCAAAAGAGGAUGCUGAAGGUUAUGCGUUCAUGGCAAAAGUGGAACCAUACAAAGAUACACGAACUGAAGAGCAGAAAUACAACUAUCGGAAGUUAAUAGCUCAAACCAUGAAGGAUAGAAACUAUCGAGCUUGGAAAGAGGCCAAAAAGAGGAUGAACAAAAAGAGAGAGAGAGAGAGAGAUCAAGCAAAGAAAGCUGAAGAGGAAGAGCUAAAGUCAAGGAAAGUCGACGAUGGGAUAAUCGACACAACAAAAGAAAUGACUGCAGAGAACCUGACAAAGAUGGCAGACAAAGUGCUGAUGGCAAAGGAACUAGAGGUAGAUUCCAAAUCUGCGUCUGAGUCAACAAACAAGGUCAGUUGUAGUGGUUCAACAAAUAAAUUAGGUAAGACUGAUAAGGCUAAAAAGGAAAGUGAUUGCAAAAAUUGCAUGAAAGAAUGCAAGGUUUGUAUCACAAAUGCAUAUCUCACAGUCAAAAAGACUGAAGUACUGACUACAAAAGUCAAAAUGGUUGAAGAUCAAAUCUUAAGUCGAGAUAAACUGAAAGAAAAUGAGAAGUUAAUUCAUGAAAACAGACAACAUUCUGAAAACCAUGAAAAGCUGAAAGAACAAUUAAAGAUUCUGAUGAAAGAAAUGGAAGCUAAGAUUGAAAAUGAAAUAAUUAAUCUGAAACUGAAUAGUUACAGCUCUGCAAGCUUUGUUCUUCAACACAUAGUUCCCAAACCAAUUGGGAAGAACAAAGCUGGUGAAGAUGUAUACUCAGAUGGAACCGGGGUGGAAACAAUCGAUGUCACAUUCACUUCAUCGUCUGAUGAAGACAAUGUUCAGUCUGAAGUCGUAAAAAAUGUGGUUGAAAAUGUUUUAAAAUCAGACAGUGACUCGACUGAAGAUGAAGAAUGUUUCUUAAACAACUACAUUCCGAAAUCAAAAUCCCAAAACAACUCAAAUGAUGAACCUACUCUUGUCUUGUACAAGAUGUCUGGUUCUGAUAAGUUGUAUUCAGAUAUUGACUUUCCACUUGAGAAUGUGAAUGUUGACAAGUUGAAGAAAGUUUUCAAAUUGGUUGAAAUUGACGUUUCUGAAGUUGAGGCCUCUUCGCAGCAAACUUGGAAGCCAAAAUCUGAGGAUAAGACAACAAGUUCUCCAAAUUCAAAGGUCUCUGAGUCUGCAAAACAAUCAUCUUCAACUAAGAAGAUGAAUGUAUCUUUGGAUUUCUACGAGAAACUUGAGAAACAAACUUCGACCCCACCAGGGAAGAAGUAUGUUCUGAAGAAAGACCAAUCAUCUGGUCAACCUCCAGAAAAGGAAUUCUUUUUGUAUAAAGAGGUGGAGAUUGGGUCUGAAGAAAGUCUUAAGAUGAAUGAUAAGAAUUUCCCACCAUUGUACACCGCAACAACUCACAUCAACGUCAAGCUACCAGAGUGGAAAGAGGCUUGGGUUGCUUCAAAAUCUAACUGA
Messenger RNA from Helianthus annuus (common sunflower), 1650 nucleotides. RefSeq lists its product as uncharacterized. The record is from RefSeq and is a predicted model, not a curated record. Lineage: Eukaryota; Viridiplantae; Streptophyta; Magnoliopsida; Asterales; Asteraceae. The coding region runs from base 1 to 1650 and encodes 549 amino acids. The transcript is spliced from 7 exons.